Messenger RNA from Ctenopharyngodon idella (grass carp), 4064 nucleotides. It is a transcript of the gene glis1b, whose product is annotated as zinc finger protein GLIS1. Gene Ontology annotation, molecular function: DNA-binding transcription factor activity, RNA polymerase II-specific; RNA polymerase II cis-regulatory region sequence-specific DNA binding. Gene Ontology annotation, cellular component: nucleus. NCBI's taxonomy places the organism in Eukaryota, Metazoa, Chordata, Actinopteri, Cypriniformes, Xenocyprididae. The transcript is spliced from 11 exons. Gene Ontology annotation, biological process: regulation of transcription by RNA polymerase II. Bases 591 to 3308 code for a protein of 905 amino acids. The record is from RefSeq and is a predicted model, not a curated record.
GACAACUUUUUUUUCUAUUAUUUUUGUCUUAUCCUUUAAACAGAAAGUCAUAAAAAUAUAAGCUAUAUAUUUUUUUUCGUUACUGCCACAUCGUCCUCUAGGUAAUUCGCCAAUGAAAUAUUGAUCUGCCUAUUCUUGAUCUUGUUUUGUCUAUAACAUAAUCCUGUGUGGUGAUGGGUCUAAUCUAUGUCAUAGCAUCUUAUAAGUUUAAAAGGUCCGUUUUAGUUGUGUAAAUGCAAAUUAUUAUUCCCAGCUUGGUGGCUCAAGAUCAAUUUCACCAUUCACAUCGCAUCCAUCCAGUUUGUUUCUGAUUGGUCCCUCCCCUUUCAGCAGUGUAUAUUCAUUGGCACCCCGAACUGUCAAUCAAAGCAUAGACGCAUGUUUUGGUUUUCAGAAUUGAUGCUAUAGAAAACUCAUAAAAUUGCAGCUGAAACGGGAGAGAGGAUGCGGUCGGUAAGAACACAUUUAACAGCCUGUUGGACGCAGAAGUUGACAGUCAACAUUCAAUCAAAAUAUCCUCUCUUUCUUGCUUUGGACGGUUUAAAUAGGUAAAAGAAACGAUAAAGGACUAUUAUUAUACGUGGACUGACAUGCACACUUGGAAGUCAGAGGUCCAGAUGCAGAAACCUGCAGCGCUUUUUGGGAUGGUCAGUCAUCAAACAGAUUUUACCGAGCUGACUUUCUCCAUGUUCAGCAGUAAAACAGACAUCUGCCCGAAACGCGUCUCUUCUGACGGCGGUGGCUCGAAUCCCGCCUCGAUACAGAUGCGCUGCGGAUCUGAAGAUCUCAAACUCCACGCGCAUCACACAUCCAAACUUCACUGUUUCACCAUGUCACCUGGAGAUGUGAAUGGAGGAUGUAUCUCAUUCUGUUCAGAGAAGGAGAGCGCUCCUGAAUUGACAGCAGAAGAAGGAACCUUGCUGCGCUGUGGGCAGAACCUGCCAGUUCAGUCUGGAGCCCAGUACCACCACAGCAACCACUGUGAGCAGCCCGCACAGAGCCUUCACCUGCAGGAGAGCCCCCACCGAGACACCAGGUCUGCUGGCUUUCAGACGGAUCUCAGCUCGUCGUCUCUGUCCGGUGGCGUCAAUGGGUGUCAUGCUUUGCCAUCGUACCCCAUCAAACAGGAGGGCUACAAGCUGGGAUCUGCCCUCAGCGACUUUUCAGGAGGGAUGGGAGCAGGUCGCAGGGAAUUGGACCGUCCGAACAGCAGUGAUGGCGGCGAUGACAGUAACUUAGCAACUGUUCUGUCGUUGUCAGCAAUGGCGGUGACUGUGUAUCCAUUUAAUAAUGAAGAUGGCUCCUCCCCACUGGCUUUGUCCCCGAGCUCGCGUCACUCAGCAAGGCCGAACGCGAGCGGACUGAAGAGACGCUGCCUCUUGGUGGCCUCCCAGUCAGCCUCAGAGGGAAUCGAUAUUGCCGCCAACAUCUGCUCCUCCCAGAUGUCCUGCGUUAACGGCCUGCGCACCAAUUCGUCGUCGCCUACCGCCACCACGUUCUCCCACAAGCCUCUCCCCGCACCCAGCCCUCAGCUGCCAUCACCUUCCACCUCGUCCUGCCUCCUACCCCUGUCCUCCUCGUCGUCAUCCUCCUCAGUGUCAUCAGUGGAGCAUUGUGAGGACGUAGCCUCCAUGCAGCCGGGGCCCGGCGUGGUUAACGGCAACGGGCUUGGACUUCUCAUACAGCCCGGUGCUCUGCUGGACAGCUGUACGGCGACGCUGAAACAGGAACCGGUGGAUGAUUUCUCUCCAAGUGAGGAGGAGCUCUUUCAGCAUCACUAUCACCAUCUGACGAGCCGUGGAAGCCACUGCAUUGGGCAUUCCCACCAUCACCACCACCACCACCACCACCAAACAGGCCCCCCACGGCCACCCAUGCCCCCUCCCUACCACCUGCACCAGUACAUGGGCUCCGGCCCAGGAGCUCUACUGCAUCUUCAGAGCCAGCAACAGUCUCCACCCUCAGGCCUGCUGGCACAGCCCAAACCCACAGGCCUGGUCGAACAGCAGGUGAGCGACAGGGAGGACGUAUUUAGCGAUAAGCAGGUAUGCCGCUGGAUUGACUGCAGUGCGGCGUACGAGCAGCAGGAGGAACUGGUUAGGCAUAUCGAGAAGGUCCACAUCGACCAGCGAAAGGGCGAGGACUUCACCUGCUUUUGGGCCGGAUGUGUCCGUCGCUACAAACCCUUCAACGCCCGAUACAAGUUGCUCAUCCACAUGAGAGUUCACUCUGGAGAGAAACCUAACAAAUGCAUGUUUGAAGGGUGUAACAAAGCCUUCUCGCGGCUGGAGAAUCUGAAGAUUCACCUGCGGAGUCACACAGGAGAGAAGCCGUACCUGUGUCAGCACCCAGGCUGUCAGAAAGCAUUCAGCAACUCUAGCGACAGGGCAAAGCACCAGCGCACACACCUGGACACUAAACCAUAUGCGUGUCAGAUCCCAGGCUGCACUAAACGCUACACAGACCCCAGUUCUCUACGCAAGCAUGUGAAGAUCCACUCUGCCAAAGAGCAGCAGGUGCGUAGGAAGCUAAGGGCCUGCCCCCAUUUAGAAUCAGAUGCUCUGAGUGAAUGUCUGUCAAUCCAGCAUCUGCAUGGCCCUGCCCCUUCCCAGCAUUCCCACUGCCCUGCCACCUCUCAGCACUCUCUGAAUGGGAAAGAAGGCCGUUCCCCAGCACUCGGGCAGGAAAUAUACACAGGCCUGUACUCCGGCCCCAGCACGACACACAAUGGUGCCCCACUUGAGUUGCUCUCUUCUGGACCUGACCUGCCCCCCAGGCAGCCCCGCAUGGACCGCGACAUUGGCAGCCCCCACCAUCUCUCCCCACUGUCUGGCCUUGAGAACACCCGGGAAGGGUUAUCUGGAGCUUUGUUGUCUCCAGGGAUCAGUCUGCUGAAGGCUGCUACAUCUCCUCCACCAACACUAGAGAAGCAACAGAACUCCUCUUCCAACCAGCAACACCUCCACACUCAUCAUAAACCCUAUGCCACCUUCCACAACCUGCCUUCAAGUGAGGAUUACCGUGGCAACUUCCAGAGCUGUUUCCAUUUUGGCGACAGCUACAGAAUGGACCAGUCCAUCAGCGGCGGUCAUCAACCUGCAGAGUCUCACAGCUUCAACACAAACCCACACAAUGGCUUCCACAUGAGCUGUUCCACCAGCACCUCUUCCACAGGUUUCAGUUUGGUGCCAGACAUCAUCGGGUCGGGUUGCCAGUUCUCUCCGGGCACAGAGGAAAAUGUUUUCUUUCAGGUGGGCGGCUUCGAUCGCGGCUUGAGCCAAAUGUCUUCAGUGUACACCGAGACGUAGAAUCAGGUCAUCCUGUUGGCCAUCAACACAAAUGUCUUCUUUCAGACCAGUCUUCUUUAUUCUUUUCUUCCAUCAACACAGUUUCAACCUGUCAGAUUCCGUUUUUCUCCAAAUUCAGUUUUUUUUUUUUAUUAUUAUUAAAUGUCCUUAAAAUGCAUUGUUGAAUCACCUCAUUGGACUGAAAUAUUAUCUGCUUCCUCGAUGACCCAAAAAGCUGCUAUUCCAUUACAAUGAAGGUUAAAUAAUGAGGGCUCUGUGUUGUUGAGCGUGUUUAUUUUUGUGGGAUGUUAUGAAAUUGUGCUUUUUUCCUCAGUGUUUUGAAAGAUAUGUUCAAAGUCUCAUGAGAUACUCCCUUGUCGUCAUCACGGCAUCACUAGUCUUAAUAAAUCCAGCUGGUCAGCUCUGAUCCAAUUGUGAUUUUGGAACAGUUUGAUAGAAACUUCAGAACCACCACAGCUCAUCAAUGAUGAGUUCCACAUUUCCCUCUCAGAGCUCUUUUUCUGAUUUGUUGGCUGUUGUGUUGGAAACAAUUAUUUAGUGUUGCUGUGUUUUGUCAGUGAAUGUUUGCAAAUGUUUGUAUUGCUUUGUCAUUUGGUUGUCAUCAUCCCAGAUAAACAGAGUUCUUUAUUUUGUAAUGGUUGAUGGCUUUAAUAUCUACCAAACUUUAAACGUAUGUAUAAAAUGUACAGUUUGUUUAAUAUUAAUAAUGAUGUCAAUCUCUCAAUCUCUGAAAAUAAAUGACUCUUGAAUAUUGCA